Molecule: messenger RNA, 932 nt
Organism: Phalaenopsis equestris
Lineage: Eukaryota; Viridiplantae; Streptophyta; Magnoliopsida; Asparagales; Orchidaceae
Product: plasma membrane-associated cation-binding protein 1
Exons: 3
Coding region: 107-661 (184 amino acids)
Cellular component (GO): plasma membrane
Source: RefSeq, a predicted model, not a curated record
UUUCGUAAGUCUCUAAGCUUGCAACCACUGAUCCUCUUUUGUUUGCACGUCCUGAAAAAAUUAAGAGGACGCCGAGAAAUUAACGCUGUGUGUCGCCCUAAGCAAGAUGGGGUACUGGAAAAAUAAGGUUCUUCCGAAGAUAAAGAAAGUGUUCGAGAAAAACGGAAGCAAGAAGGCCGCUGCUGAGGCGUGCAAGUCAUUUGAUGACUCCAAGGAAGAGAUUAACAAAGAAUUCGAAGAGAAUAAGACUGAGCUCCAGCCCAAGGUUUUGAAGAUCUAUGAAGCUUCCUCCACUGAGAUCAAGAUUUUAGUCAAGGAACGUACUAAAGCCGGGAUAAAGAAGCACUCCAGCCUUGUCACCAAUUUUAUUGAUGAACUCGCGAAGAUUGAGUUCCCUGGAUCGAAGCACAUAUGCGAGGCUGUAUCCAGUUUGGGGCCGGGCAACGUCUCGGCUCCCGUAGUCUUCAUACUUGAGAAGGUGUCCACCUUGGUUCCGGCCGACGAGACCUCGGUGGCCGCAACUGAGAAAGAAGUGGCCAUAACUGAGGAGGAUAAGAAGGCACAGGAAUCAGUAGAGAAGAUUGAAGGCAAGACAGUGGAGGAUGAGGAAACAAUCUCCACGCCGCCACCUGCAGCUGAGGGGGCGGCGGCGCCGGCUUGAUAAAUCGUGUUGGUGAAGGAUUCGAAAACAUGAUUGAUCGUGGUGGUGUCCUUAUCAUUAAGCUGUCUCCAGAUUUAGUAUCUUGUGGAAUAUUUUUGUCAGUUGCCGCUCAACCUCACAUGCAUUGUUUAUUAUUACUAUAUUUUGUUAGAUGCCUUCCUAUCUUAGUGACUUUAUGUAUUUAAUUGUGUUGGGUUCCUUGUAUGAUGGCUUGAAUUUGUUGCAUUUAUAUGUAAUUAUCAUUUAUGAAAUUAAAACGUUUGUUUUUUUU